AUGCUUUCACAACUAAAAAUCCCUGGAACUCAUAACUCUGGGUCUUAUGAAUUAACGCGAAAUUUAUCCGAGAUUAUUUAUGGAAAUAUCAAAUUUCUGUGGAAUUUAAGUGCCAAUACUGCACCUGCAAAUGGGCAAUUGCCAUUCAAUAAUGAUAAGAUCUCUGUUGGACGUAUCUUAUUAGAUUAUAUUAUGGAUACCGUACUUCGAAUAUCUAUUUCACAGAGUCGAACUAUUCGACAACAACUAGAUGAUGGUAUACGCUUUUUCGACUUACGAAUUUACUAUGAUUCAGAUGGAAACUUCUAUAUUCAGCACGCUCUUCGUGGUCCAAAAUUGAACGAUGUCCUCGCUCAAAUUAGAAAUUUUCUCGAUACUCACUCAACAUCAGGUGAAGUAAUCUUUCUUUCUAUAUCGCAUACCAAUUUUGCUACUGAUCCUCAAGUUCUUCCAGCCACAGUAGCCACAAUCAUUCAGAAUUAUCUCAAACCCUAUCUUUAUAUGCCUGCAAAGUCUCUUGGAAUCAAGAAUUUUGAUUUUCAGAGCUUGAAAGAUACGACUCUUUCUUCCAUCACUACUACUACUCAUUUACGUAGAACAUCACCUAAAGUUAUUGUUCUUAACACUGACAACUCAGACGAGUAUUAUUAUAACGAUACGGUUGUAAAUACUAGAGGAUUCGCAGAUUCAGGAAGAUGGGGAAUUAAUUCUAAUGGUGUCAACAGUGUUCAAGAAUUGAUAGAACUCGAAAGUCAAGGAUUAAAGAAAAAUAUAAAACCUAUGUAUCAAAUCAGUUGGAUUCAAACACCGCAAAUCGUGGAUAUUAUUCAAAAUGUAAUCAGUCAUCUUAGCGGAAAUUCACCUACAAUAUUACUAAAACAAAUGGCAGCAGAAACUAAUUCAAUGCUUCAACAAUUUCUAACAAAUCAUACAACGAACACAUUUAAUCUGGUCACAAUGGACUGGUACAAUGUUAGUUCGACAAUUAAUCCUAUUAACGUUAUCAUUGGACUGAACUGA
Molecule: messenger RNA, 1020 nt
Organism: Adineta steineri
Lineage: Eukaryota; Metazoa; Rotifera; Eurotatoria; Adinetida; Adinetidae
Source: the annotation of a GenBank genome assembly